GAAGAGUUUUGAUUUCAUCAAAAUUGCGAAUUUUACUCCUUCUCCUCCUCUCUUUCUUGUCCAAAUUUUUCCUGCAAAAAUUCUCAGAUUUCAUCUUCAAAAUCUCCUUUGUUUUUUCAAUUUUUUACGCAUCAAACUCAAAAAACCUUCGAAUUCAAUACCUUAAAACUUUGCGCUAAUCACUUCUUUCAAUUUCCCACACUCGCGAUUUUCCUCCCACAAAAACCCUAAUUUACGAAUUUUCUCUCUCCUUUAAAGCUCUACAAACAUGGCGGCAUCAUCAAGUAGUGGACUAACAUUCAAGCUUCAUCCUCUAGUAAUUCUCAAUAUUUCCGAUCAUUUUACUCGAGUCAAGUCUCAAUUGCAGCAUCCGUCUCACUCCAAUGGCGGCGAACCUUCGCCUGCGCAUUCGCCGAGAGUUUAUGGCUGUGUGAUUGGUGUUCAAAGAGGAAGAACUGUUGAGAUCUUCAAUAGCUUUGAACUUCUAUAUGAUUCCGCCACUGAUUCUCUUGAUCGCGCUUUCCUCGAAAAGAAGCAGGAGCUCUAUAAGAAGGUUUUCCCCAAUUUUUAUAUACUUGGGUGGUAUUCGACUGGGACGGAUGCUGAAGAAUCUGAUAUGCAUAUACAUAAAGCUCUAAUGGAUAUCAACGAGAGUCCUGUAUAUGUUCUACUCCACCCUUCCAUUAAUCAUGCACAAAAGGAUCUUCCAGUGAGCAUCUAUGAAAGUGAACUGCAUGUCAUUGAGGGUCUUCCGCAGCUUAUCUUUGUUCGCUCGAGCUACACCAUUGAGACUGUAGAAGCGGAACGGAUAUCUGUAGACCAUGUCGCACAUCUUAAACCAGCUGAUGGCGGUUCUGCUGCCACCCAAUUGGCUGCUCAUUUGACUGGUAUCCACAGUGCGAUAAAGAUGCUCAAUAGCCGUGUUAGAGUGCUGCUCCAGUAUCUUGUUUCUAUGCAGAAAGGUGAAAUUCCUUGCGAGAAUUCACUGUUGAGACAAGUUUCAAGUCUUUUGAGGAGAUUACCUGCUAUUGAAUCUGGGAAAUUUCAAGAUGAUUUUCUGAUGACUAUUCUGAGUUGGGUUUGCAGGAAUACAAUGACACAUUGCUGGUUACCUACCUUGCCAUGUUGACCAACUGCUCAAGUGCGAUGAAUGAGCUUGUCGACAAAAUCAACACUGCCUAUGACAGGCACGGUAGAAGGGGAGGACGGACAGCUUUUAUAUGAGAGCAGCAUCUUUUUCCACAGGCAUCUUUUCAGUUGGAGCUGGAUUUUUUUUGAUUCUGAAGAUUACUUUUAUUUGAAGCCGAUUUCGGAUCAGAAAUUAGGUGUCUAGGAUUCAGAAAAGCGGAAACCAAAAUUAGAUUUCUAGAGGAUACUUUGAUAAUGCAUUUGUGGUCAUUAGGUCUCCAUUUCAGUAUUAUGGUCUCUGGAGUUCAUUGUGUAUGAUUUUUGAUUUACGGUGGAGGCAAGUCAUCGGAUAUCUUGUGAAUAUUAUCAUGCAAAAUAUGCUAAGGAGAAAAAGAAAAGUCAGUGAGUUAUAUUAGGUUCA
Beta vulgaris subsp. vulgaris (sugar beet) is the source of this 1549-nucleotide messenger RNA. Its product is annotated as COP9 signalosome complex subunit 6a. NCBI's taxonomy places the organism in Eukaryota, Viridiplantae, Streptophyta, Magnoliopsida, Caryophyllales, Amaranthaceae. The record is from RefSeq and is a predicted model, not a curated record. The transcript is spliced from 9 exons. The coding region runs from base 269 to 1129 and encodes 286 amino acids. Gene Ontology annotation, biological process: protein deneddylation. Gene Ontology annotation, cellular component: COP9 signalosome. Gene Ontology annotation, molecular function: protein binding; metallopeptidase activity.